AAACUCCAAAAUGCUUCUUAAUGGCCUUUAAUUGCUUUGAAUCAUGAGGCGGUGAGGGUGGCUGAUCCAUAGUGCAUUUCUUAGUGUGAAAGGCUAAAAAAGUGCAGGAUAAUCUACAUGCUAAGCAUGACUGGUUGGCCCCAAUUCCUGAUGCCUUGUAUUUAAAUCUAAGGACCACUGAGUUGGAGUUUGACAUUGAUGUCCGACUCAGUUUGUAUUCUCCCCAUGAUGCUGCUGUAUAAGCUGCUCUGACACCCAUCAGUAGCUAUUUCUUGAAGGGCAGGAAGCCUCUCUUAAUCCAUCGAUAGCUAUCUUAUAGCUUUCCUAAAGGCCACCACUGGUAGGGCAAUGACCACUGCAGCAUCUGAUUCUUGGGAAACCUUGGGACACAUCCAAGAUGAAGCUCAAGUGAUCAAGGAUUAUUUAGCCCUUGAGCUUUCUUAACCCUCCUUAACCCUAAACCAAACCCUGAAUAAACCCCCCAUGCCUUCCCCCACCCACCCAUCUCAAUUGCAUGCACCACCUCAUUCCUCGCCCUGCCUCUUUUCUCUCCUUUCUACCCUUCCAACAGACAGCGUCACAACUUAUAACCCCGCCUCUCAUGUCUGUCGAAGCGCAUCGUCUUGAUCUCUUCCCUUCCCAGCUCAUCAGAAACGGGUGGGAGUUUGUCGGCGGCAGUCGUCAGGAUCGAUCCGCCGUCCACGACAUGCAAUUGGGAUCCGCCGGUGGAACUUUGCUUCCCUUUGCUGCUCCAAUGGCGAAGACGGCCGCCGCAGCCUCCACCUCCGAGAGCGGCCUCACUUUCAACAACCUCCCCGAGGCUUCCAGGAAGCGGCCGCGAGAGUUGUCUGAUAACACGCUCUCCUUCCUCGGCGAGGACUUGUCCUCCCUCGUCCAGCAGCAGAUGUUCCACGUCGAUCGCCUCAUCCUCCAACAUCAGGUGGAGAAGGUGAGGAUGGAACUGGUCGAGAAGCUGAAGCGGUUCCUGCGGCGGAUCCUGGCGGCGGUGGAGGAAGGCGUGUCGAAGCGGCUGAAGGCGAAGGAAGAGGAGAUGGAGAGGGUGAGGUACCUGAACUUGGCACUGGAGGAGCGCGUGCGGAGUCUCUGCGUGGAGAACCAGAUGUGGCGGGAGCUGGCCCGGAGCAGCGAAGCAACAGCCCACGCGCUGCGGGCCAACCUCGAGCAGGCGCUGGCGGCGGCCGCGGAGGCCCAACCCGAGGCGGCCGCCGACGACGCCGAGUCCUGCUGCGAAGGCGGCAACCCCGCGGAGGGGAGGAGGCUAGUGUGCCGCUCGUGCGGCGAGAGGGAACCAGCUGUGCUGCUGCUGCCCUGCCGCCAUCUCUGCGUCUGCGCCGCCUGCGGACCGGCGGCCGCGGCUUGCCCCGUCUGCCACUGCUGCAAAACUGGCAGCGUCCUCGUCAACAUGUCGCCGUAAUCGACUCGUCUUCCAUUAAAAAAAUUUACAAGAAAGAAAAUAAAAUCGAGACAGAAAUUACCAGCCUCCUUCCCAUUCAAUCAAAUCGGAUGUCAUGCAAAAGAAUUAACAACCUGUUUUAAGUAAUCUCGUACGCAUGCGCCGCUGUAUCGACAGAAGUGACGUGGCAAGCUGUCCCUUGUAUUGUUCUGGACAUUCCACAAGCCUUCCCACUUCUUUUUUUUUCUUUUUUGCCCAAUAAAAUUACUAAUUCGAUCGUUUACGAUUAUAAAUACAAAAAAUAUGGUCUCUCUA
Molecule: messenger RNA, 1729 nt
Organism: Zingiber officinale
Lineage: Eukaryota; Viridiplantae; Streptophyta; Magnoliopsida; Zingiberales; Zingiberaceae
Product: probable BOI-related E3 ubiquitin-protein ligase 3
Exons: 3
Coding region: 515-1435 (306 amino acids)
Biological process (GO): regulation of programmed cell death
Molecular function (GO): ubiquitin-protein transferase activity
Source: RefSeq, a predicted model, not a curated record